Molecule: messenger RNA, 722 nt
Organism: Phlebotomus papatasi
Lineage: Eukaryota; Metazoa; Arthropoda; Insecta; Diptera; Psychodidae
Gene: awd
Product: nucleoside diphosphate kinase
Exons: 2
Coding region: 102-608 (168 amino acids)
Biological process (GO): CTP biosynthetic process; UTP biosynthetic process; GTP biosynthetic process
Molecular function (GO): nucleoside diphosphate kinase activity
Source: RefSeq, a predicted model, not a curated record
GUUUUGCGUGAUACAAGCGUGUGUGGUAGAGAAAUUGAAGAGUCGGUCUUCUAUUAAAAUAUCAGUGUGUCGUAUUUUCUGCCUUCACUGCCAGCCAGUUUAUGAUCUGCACUGUUCUCGCCUUGUUCAAUUUUAUCAUUGACAGAAUGUCCGGCAAUAAGGAGCGUACUUUUAUUAUGGUGAAGCCUGAUGGCGUUCAACGUGGAAUCGUUGGAAAGAUUAUUAAGAGGUUCGAGCAGAAGGGCUUUAAGCUUGUAGCACUUAAAUUCACCUGGGCAUCCAAGGAACUUCUUGAAAAGCACUAUGCCGAUCUAAGCUCGCGUCCUUUCUUUCCCGGACUCGUGACGUACAUGAAUUCCGGGCCGGUGGUGCCUAUGGUCUGGGAAGGCCUCAAUGUUGUUAAGACUGGCCGUCAAAUGCUAGGAGCUACAAAUCCCGCUGAUUCUGCUCCCGGAACCAUUCGUGGUGACUUAUGCAUUCAAGUUGGACGUAACAUAAUUCACGGAUCAGACUCUGUGGAGUCAGCCAACAAGGAAAUUGCGCUAUGGUUCACAGACAAGGAAUUGGUCAGCUGGGCACCAGCUUCGGAAAAUUGGGUGUACGAAUAAAUAGGAGUGAUUAUUAAAAUUAAAGUCACGAAAAAUUGAAAUUCAUAGAGCGAGAAGCGUGCUUGAAAAUACAGUGAACUCUCAAAAUAAAAGCUAUUUCGUUCACAAUUAUUA